AGUAUUUAAUAACGAUGGCAUAGUAGACGAUGCGGGCAUUGUCGUGACCGACCAUCGACGCGAGGUUGGAGAUUUUUGUUGUCGCUAUUCGCUAAGCCACCUCGAUGGCUGUCUUGAAGGUGAUACCCAAGCAUUGUUAUUACCGGAGAACGUUUGGUCGUUGAUGUUUUUCUCGCGUUCCAUGAUUGCUAUUUACAACGACGAGUCUCAGGAUUAUUCGCUAAUGUUUCGAUCCCUCCUAUAUAAUAUCGUAACCACCACGGUUCCUUCCUCCAAAAGUAGUUUCAUUAUCGCCAACUAGCAAUCAUGCGGAGAGAAGUGGUUCGCUUUCCCUUCGCCGAAGGAAAUCAAUCCAUAAAUAUCAAGGACAAAUUGGAACCAGUUAACUGGAUAUUUCCAGCGGUGGCUGUAUCGAAUAGGGGAUGAAAUUCUCAACUACACAUCCGCACGUGAAUUCGUGAUCCGCGACACGAGCCAGUGGAGCCAGCCCCGAAGAAACAGCGAGGAGGACGGUCCGCGAGGACAAGCGUGUCGCCGAAGAAGGGAUGCGGUGUAAAAAAGCGAUAAACGGAAAACGAGUCGUAGAACGAAGCGGCGAUGCCGAGCGGAGAGGAUAUAACUCGAGGUGGAGCGUCGGUAGCUGAUACACACGAGAAUCACUAUGGACGAGGGGUAAACACGAUUUACACCAUGACGACUAUUGCCUCUCCUCUCGUCCAAAGGGCUACGCGUAGCGAGGGUGAGUUACAACACAGGGAGAUACUCCGCACAGAAGCAGGGAUGUUUGUUGUACGCGUUAUUUGGCCAAUAAAACCACGUGGUGGUUCCACCACCCCCGCGCCAACAGCCGAAGAGAGACGAUCGGUCGCGAUGGAAAGAACGAGAGGAGAGAUCGCAGACCACGCCUCGGGAGCUUCUCGACGCCUGCGUGGUACCGCCUAUCGAGCACGCUUUCCUCGGCUGUCUAACGCGACUCCGAAACGCGACACAAUCCAGCUGGGAGCUCCUUGGACGGCUCGAACGCGAUACCUCCGGUUUUACGGUCAUCCCCCAGUUGCGAGAUCACCAGUGCUUGUGUCACUUCCCGCUGGACGCGUUGCGGACGAUCCAACCGAACCAGACUAGUGACAAGUUCCUUUUUGUGCCAGGUGAUACCUGACAUGGGACGUCGUUCGAAACGCGAAGAUUAGUCGCGUUGAGAUGGACAAGGUUGGAUGUUUGUGCUCGAACCAAGAGAUGUGGAUGAAAAGCUGAUGGGAAGUGGAAGAACAGUCGGAAGACCCGUGCUGGAAAGCUAGUCGAGGUGUAUUGGUGUGUUGGAAAAUGCGGUGUUUCGGGAGAGGAAGAGCCGAGACGAUAUCAAACUUCACCUACCGGUGCCAGGAUUGACCACGUUUGACUGGUGCGUUCGGGAGUAAUCGAGGAUCUAACCAGUGUCAGGAGUUAAGAGGAUACCAGGAGACACCUAUCGCAAACCCUUCCCAACUGCAACAGGCUAGUUCGAGUUUAAGAAUGUUCGAGUGUCUGGACCCCCAGGACUCCAUCGUUGUCAUAAAACAUUCGCUCUAAGAAGUCAUGUCCGUAACUCUUGAACUGUCCAGGAUUUUUAAUUAAAACUUCCCCAAGCGGAUAUCCAAACGUACCCCAACACCUCCGAGUCGUAAGACACGCGAGACGUAUCUCCAACGUAUCCAUCGUAAAUUGGUUCGAGAUCGUGGUCGGAUCCAGCUCUGUGACAGUGAUCGAGGCCUGCUCGAAGCUGUGCGCCGUUCGAGAACGUUUGAGGUAGAUCGCGGCGAUCGCGGUCGGUUCGAUCGAGAAAAAGCGGUUCUGUGGAUCGACGGUGGUCCGCGAGGGUGUGGAGGAAAUCAGGAAAGUGUUGUUCAGCCACGAGUCCAGGAUUCUCACCCCCGGAGGCGGUACCAUUUCGCCGGGGGGCGCGGGGCCGCCCGCGAGCCCUUCUUCGGGACACUAUCAUCCACCAGCGCACAGUCCACCACUGGUCAAGAUUGGAACUGUUCACACCCACCAACCGAACAAUAACCAUCACCACUCGCAUCAUCAGCAACAGCAACAGCAGCAACAGUCGAGUCAACCGCAGGUGCCUGGAGUCGGAGGGGGUGGAGGGCCGGGGGGUGGCACGGUGGCCAGGGCUGGGGGAAUGUUCUGCUACCACUGCCCCCCGGGUCUCCCAACACCGCGAUUACCGCCAUCCCUUGACUACCCCUUCACCGCGACUCACCCCUACACUAGUUACUCUCCGUAUCAUCCGGCUUUGCACGGUGUCGGGGAGGAUUCCUUCGGGAGGCGAAAGCAGAGGAGAAACAGGACUACCUUCACCCUCCAACAACUCGAAGAACUAGAGUCUGCGUUUGCGCAGACACACUACCCGGAUGUCUUCACCAGGGAAGAUCUGGCGAUGAAGAUUAACCUCACGGAGGCCAGAGUUCAGGUAUGGUUCCAAAAUCGCAGAGCAAAGUGGCGGAAAAGCGAACGUUUGAAGGAGGAGCAAAGGAAACGCGAGGGUGGCGGAGGGGGUGGUACAUUGGAGACUACAGGACUGGCACCGCCAUCGUCUUCAUCGGCAGGUCCGAGUCCCACCGGGCACGAUCCCGAAGGUACAACGAGCAGCAGCGCCCCCGACGCUGAAGACGCCGGGCCAGAUGGAGCUGGAGGAUCGAGGAGCCCCAGCACGACUUCCGCCUCGGUCAGUCCGCGGCCCCAGCAGAGUCAGCCGUCCCUGGGUGGCGUCUCGACGCCACCGCCAACCCCCAUAAGGGCGCCACCGCCGCCACCUAGCACCGUAGGGGGCCUCGGACCGCCCGCCGAGAGUGGUCCAGGGUUGGCAGCGGGCUUCAGGCCAGUGGAACCACCAACGUCGCUCUUCUUCUCUCCUCACCUGGCGGCCCAGUUCUCCCCGCCGUUGUUCGGCAACAAGGUGGUCAGCAGCGCGCCGACAUCUUUGACCUCGACGACGCCUUCCCUGUGGACCACGAGCGACCAUCGACCCAGCAGUCUCCAGGACAUGUUGUCCUGGUCACCGGCGGGUUGGCCUGGCUCCAUGUGCGGAUGCUGCAAGCCUGGAACCGGCGAUCUUCAUAGGAACAGCAGCCUAGCGGAGCUCAGAAGAAAAGCUCAGGAACACUCGACCGCCUCGGCUCUUCUGGGAGGACUCGCUGGUUUUCCAGGCGGGCUACCCCUGCCCCUGCACCUGCCGCUGCUACCGCCCCUGCUGGGACUCUCCAGGAGGCCCGAGCAUCACCACCACCAUCUACCCAGUAUAGUGCACCAGAUACAACCGACCACGAAAGAGGAUCCCUAAGAUCGUCGCAGCACUCGCGUACCAGCCGAUCGAAUCGACUGGCCAUUGCAACUGGGCACGUAUACGUUUCUGGACACUGGUUUGCCGUUGUUCUCGUUUCUUUUCCUGUCGUUUAAGAAUGAUAAUAUUUUAGACACGGUUGGAGGGACUGAGGUGGUGGGCAGAUUGUGUAUUCGAGGGGGUAACCAUUGCGCGGAGGUAGAGAAGGACGAGCAGAGUGUCCUUUAUAGUUUUGGCUUGCUAAAAUAUUUACGAAUGUGUUUUUGUAAUUUUAUUUUGUAGCUUGAAAAAUUCAGGAGUGGAAUCGUUUCUGGAGCAGGCGACUUUUCGUUAACGCAAUUUUUUAAUUUCGACCCGCGGUCCGUUUGUACAUUGUUAUUGUACAAAAAGUACAACCUCUUUUUUUUUGUCAUUUUCUGAUUCGAAUUAAGUUUUAUUAGAAACGAAAGUAAGAUAAAUCGCGGAUAACAUCGCCCCUCGUUCCAGCACCCUGGUUACACCCCUUGCUAUGUUCGAGAGCAUUCGAGGUCUCGAGAGAUGCCCGUGCUCGUGUUGUUGAUGCAGUUGUUGAGAAACUAUUAACUUGAAAGUAGUCCUUAAUUCGGAUACUUAGAGGUACAAUCUCGAUCAUCUUUUUUUUUUUUUUUUCGUUUUUAUUACGUUCGCGUUCAUUUCGUCGAAUCUGGAAUUUCGUGUGUAUUAACGUUUUUGAAUUUUAGUUCGAUUUUGCGAAACCACGGAAGAGUUCGAUUUUACAGCUUUUCAGGUUUCGCGUGUUCACGUUUGAGACCUGUCCUCGAAUAUUUUUAACUGGAUUCUUGACGAACACGAGGAUCAGUUACGAGUAACUUUGUUUACGGUGAUAUAGCGUUUUACAUUAACAAGUAUUAACGAAUAAUGUUAGAGGAUGAGACUUCGAUAGUAGAUUUAAACCUUCGGAACCUUGUUCUGUUCGCUGUUGCUUACACGGGAACGUAAUUUCUGUUCCAACAUGGCGCUGGUUUUUAUUACCUUAUUCGUAGAUGUUACAACGUUCGAUUUCGGACAGAUACGAACGAUAUCGAAAUAUUUCUAACCGUAUUGAAAAUAUUGCAGUUCUUAAACAUUCGCUAAUCUAAAAGACGUCAUUUCACAAUUAUCGGUCACCGAUGGAUUUUCGUCAAACACGUUUCAGUGCUCGAGUGUUACUUCUUUAUUCGCUUCGAAGUAAAUAUUAGUCAUUUCGACGAUUGAUUCCAGUUUCACGAGUUAGGAAUUUAUUCGGAGCGCAUUCUGAAAAAUCGAACGUAUUCGAACUGAAAUUUGCUAACGAUGACUUAAUCAAAAUCACGCGAAAACCGAAGCUCUUUCGCUCCGCUUCAUGGAACAUAUUUGAAAAUCAAAAAAUGACGCACCUAAUAAGCAGUUGGGUCCAUAGGAACUAGUAAUCGAAUUGCAACAUCGGCUAUACCCAUUGGAAAGUUUAUUCGAACGAUAUCGAUAUCCGUAUUAUCAUUGCAAUGCUCGCCAAGUUUCAAUUAAAAGAAUUGUUUAUUUAAAGCCAGUAAACACGUCGCAACGAUAAAGUACCCGUUGCAAUAAAUACGAAACAUAAAAUUCCGAUAUAUAAUUUUCGGGAGACGAGAAAUCAUUUAACGUUGCGUCGCAACCCAAUCAAACUGUUGAACGGAUAAUUUAUAUUGCGAUAGGAUAAUUUAUAUCACACUUAAAUCGAGUCUACGACAAUUUUCUUGAAUUAUAUGAUUACUCUAUCGUAUUAUUCAAAUAAUACGGAUAUCCGUAUUAUCCAAGUAACACGGACAUCCGCUUUAAUCGCGCGAUGCGAGCACGCGCCAGCUGGAAUAAUAUUUGUAUAGGUAAAAAUUUGUUUUGAUUUAGUCGAACAGAGAGGAUAUCGGUGUUAAAUAUCGUGGUUUCUCGGAUAUUCGGAUGCGUGGAUACUCGUGACCCUAAAACAGGUGCACGGAACUUGGAGAUUUCUUAGAUCGAACUAACGUUUAGGCAGAGAUGUUAGGCAGAUGUGAGUUCGAUAUUUGUUUUUUUUUUUUUUUUUUUUUUUACAGAUGCUCAGAAGUAGCCGAAACAUUUAUACAUCGUUUCUGUGUCGACAACAAUUGUAUAUCGAUUUUAUACGAGAUAUUAUACUUGUCCAACUUUGGUCUUAUAUAGGUUCCAUAUAAGUUCUAUGAUCAAAUUCUUUGCAAAGUGAACCAAUUAAAUGCGUGUGGUGUAUGUAUAUAGUAUUUGUGUGCAUGAUGUCUGGUGUAGGUUACACAAAUCAAAAUUUGACGAGGAAAGAGACAGGUUCGGAUAAAACUGUGUUAAACGAUAUGGAACCGUUACAGGACUGAUUUAUAACCUCGAGCGAUCGCUGUUUUCUGAUCGAUCUUUUUAUUCUGUGGAAGCAUUAAACGUAAAAUUGAAAGGACGCGUGCAGCAUCGAAUGACACUUUUUUCGAUGCUGUUUCAAGAACCAAAACCGAUCGAAGAUAAAUUUGCGGUCUUUGUUCCGCGUUUAAUUAAUUAAUACAACCUCUUCCUAUUAUUUCGUCGAGUAAUAAACUCCACUCGGAUUUUUUCGCCGAACGUCGAGCGAUACUGCGUUCGAAAAACAAGAUCGAAUCAACUAUUCAUAGUCGUGUUUUACAACCGUUCGGUAUUUUUUGCGUCACUUGAUGACUUCAUUAGCGUAAAAGCUUUCGUUUUUGCUGUCGGGGCGAAACGCACAAAAAUUGUCGGUUUACGGAACGAUCGGCUCGAUUUCGAAUUUUAAAUAUGAACGUUCUUCGCAUCAAGAAUUAAUUCGUGGCAAUUACAACUGAGAGUUUAUAAACGGUUGUAAUUACAUUUAAUCAGUUCGACCAGGUCAGUUUUAAUUAUAUCUUUCCCGAAGUACCAUUGCCAAAAGUACAGAAAAAUACUAGAAUUCAGUGAGUGCUAGGUACAUCCUCUUCCAAGUUAACUGAUUGCAAAAUUUAAAAAAAGUAAAGCAAUAAUCAGUGGAAAACGGAUGAAACGAUACAACUAAUAAUAAUAAUAAUAACGAAAGUCAAAAGAAUCUCCAGUUUUCCAAGCCUGAUUCGAAAAUGAUCCAAAGGGGUCUCGAGUAUCGUCCAAGACUCGCGAGUUUGGAUCGUAACGCACGGUCUUAGAAGCGCAAGUUGCCCAAAGGUCGAUGUCUGUUCGCUACCACACGCGAAGAACAAUGGUAUAAAAUCGUCGAUCUCCGGGAAUGAUCGCACUGAUCCAUAAAUCGUCUAUAUUCACUUUGACAUCGUCGCCACUUACGAUUGAACAAGAGUAACAAUCGUUUUGUUCGCGUUGCAAUACGAUUACCGUUGUUCUUCUGAAUCGCGGAACCGAGGUUUAACGACGAAAGAAACUUAGAUACCAGUAGAGACCUGUAUUAUAUUACAUCCCGGUGAAUUGUCAUUGCUAAUCAAGGAUAAUCUAAUAACAAGUAUGUUACAGACUAGCGACUAUUAUGUAGCCUGAAUUGUGGGUAGUGAAUUAUCGAAUAAACUUGUUCUCUCGUGAUAAACGCCUGUGUAAAAAAUUGUUGUUUUGUCUCUGGUCUUAUCCCACCCCAUUGCAGCAUACGAUGACCGAUGAUCAAAUUUCGUUUCAGCAAACGUGAAUUUUCACGCGUCGAAAUAAAAGUACUUUGGUAUUACUAGGGUGGAUCGUGUACGUUCGCGAUCGAUGUUAUUGUCGAAACGUUAAAAAUGAAAAAAGAAUGGAGACACUUUUUUGUAGAAACACCUACGGUGAGAUACGAGUUAAAACCUUGUUCUUUUUUUUUUUUUAAUAGUAUUCGCGAAGUGCAAAUUUAUGCACGAAAAGCUGACCGCAGAGAGAAAAUUCAGGUCGACGCUAAUCAAGGUAAAAGUAAUAUUCAUGGCAAGCAGUAACAUUUAUAUUAUUUUGCGUUAACUAGACAGGUCUCGGUUUUAAUUUGAAUACAGAUUAUUUAUACGAAUCGGU
Molecule: messenger RNA, 7306 nt
Organism: Hylaeus anthracinus
Lineage: Eukaryota; Metazoa; Arthropoda; Insecta; Hymenoptera; Colletidae
Gene: Drgx
Product: paired mesoderm homeobox protein 2B
Exons: 7
Coding region: 2162-3322 (386 amino acids)
Biological process (GO): regulation of transcription by RNA polymerase II
Molecular function (GO): DNA-binding transcription factor activity, RNA polymerase II-specific; RNA polymerase II transcription regulatory region sequence-specific DNA binding
Source: RefSeq, a predicted model, not a curated record